ACUGCUUCUUCAUCUUCUCUCGCUGUCCCGAUGCGUCCUCUUCUUACUCUUCAGAUCCCUGCUCCCCGCGUCCCUCAUCAGUUGCAACAGUUGACCCUCGUAUCUGCGUAACUUGUCCGAUCGCUGCCUACACAGCAGCGAAGUGCGGCUAAACGAGCUCGGGUCGGUGAAGGACUGCUGAGGAUUGUAUUGACGACAAUGCUGGCGACACUUCCUGUUUCGUGGGAAUACUUGACAGCCAAUGGGGUGCAUCGUUGUCAGAAAAUACCGGAAGCGGAAGUUGACGAUGGCAGCCCGACAGCCUUUUACAGACUCUGAUACUGCCGAUGAAGCAGUGAGAGCGACUUGUGACGAUGCAUCAAUUUGUAAAAGGUUUGCCACCAGUAAAGGUUAUUGGAAGGACCCAUAUAUCCAGUACUUUGUCAGGCAGAUCGGUGAACGAAAGGCUCCGGAAAUCAACAGAGGAUACUAUGCUCGUGUGCAGGGGAUGAAUUUCCUCCUACAUGCUUUUCUCAGGAAAACCGCGUGUGACUGUCAGGUUGUUAAUUUUGGCGCUGGACUGGACACUACUUUUUGGCAGUUGAAGGACGAAAGCCUCUUGCCUAAAAAGUAUUUUGAGGUUGACUUUCCCAUGGUUGUUGCAAGGAAGAUACAUAACAUAAAGACUAAACCUCCUUUGUCCAAACCUAUAAUUGAAACCCACUCCACAGAUACCCUUUUAAUUGAUGGCCACAGCCUGGACUCGGACAGAUAUUGUAUUAUCGGUGCGGAUCUCAGAGACCUUGCAAGUGUCAAUGACAAGCUUAAGAAGUUUCAGCUAAAUCCUGAACUGCCUGCAUUAUUCCUGUCCGAGUGCGUGCUGGUAUACAUGAAUCCUGAGCAGUCGUCUAAGCUGGUGCACUGGGCUUCAGACACCUUUCACACGGCCAUGUUCAUAAACUACGAGCAGGUGAACAUGAACGACCGAUUUGGGCAGGUGAUGAUUGAAAACCUGCAGAGACGCCACUGUAACUUAGCAGGAGUGGAAGCCUGCUGGUCCCUGGAGUCGCAGAAGGAGCGCUUCCUGGCGGCGGGCUGGGAGGGUGCCGACGCUCUGGACAUGAUGACCGUGUACGGCAUGCUGCCCCAGGAGGACGUGGCCAGGAUAGAGCGACUGGAAUUUCUGGAUGAGAAGGAACUGCUUCAGCAGCUCCUGCAGCACUACUGUAUCUGCUGGGCCAUCAAAGAUAAACAUAAACUAGGCCUUUCACAGGUUGCAUUUUAAUGGACUGAAGAGCAGCCCUUUUUCAAAACCUGACAAUGCUUCGUUGUGCCAAACACCACAAAAUUCAGAAGCCCUGGAAAGAAGGAAUCCAUUCUCACCUUCAGACUAUUAUUGUUUUGUUUAGGGACUUCUGGAUCCAAUAAAUGAUGCUGAAACUUCAA
Molecule: messenger RNA, 1425 nt
Organism: Paramormyrops kingsleyae
Lineage: Eukaryota; Metazoa; Chordata; Actinopteri; Osteoglossiformes; Mormyridae
Gene: lcmt1
Product: leucine carboxyl methyltransferase 1
Biological process (GO): C-terminal protein methylation
Cellular component (GO): cytosol
Molecular function (GO): protein C-terminal leucine carboxyl O-methyltransferase activity
Source: RefSeq, a predicted model, not a curated record